Molecule: messenger RNA, 1971 nt
Organism: Daphnia magna
Lineage: Eukaryota; Metazoa; Arthropoda; Branchiopoda; Diplostraca; Daphniidae
Gene: TH1
Product: negative elongation factor D
Exons: 11
Coding region: 72-1826 (584 amino acids)
Biological process (GO): negative regulation of transcription elongation by RNA polymerase II
Cellular component (GO): nucleus; NELF complex
Molecular function (GO): RNA binding
Source: RefSeq, a predicted model, not a curated record
AAGUUUUCUUGGGCUUUUGACUUAAAAGACUGAAUGAGAUAGUUGCUGAUUGCUAUAUAUUUUCCGUGAAAAUGGACGAUGGCUACGAUAAUCAAGAGUGGGGGGAGAGUUCGGGAAUGAGAGGGUCGUCGGAGAUGGGAGACUCUGACAAUGAAGAUCAAUAUAUGGAAAAUCCUGCAGAAGUUUUGGAAGAAUGUCUUCAAACAUUUAAAACUCAAGACUACAUCAUGGAGCCAGGCAUUUUCAACCAACUGAAAAGGUAUUUUACAGUUGGUGGAAGUCCAGCUCAUGUCAUCGAACUUCUCUCCCAAAACUAUUCUGCCUCUGCUCAGAUGGCUAAUUUGAUGGCAGAAUGGCUCAUCUUAGCUGGGGCAACAAUAAAUGAUGUUCAGUCAAUGGUUGAAAAUCAUUUGAAAGAAAUGAUCAUUAAAAUGUUUGAUCCAAAGAAAGCAGAUACUAUCUUCACAGAGGAGGGAGAAACACCUGCAUGGCUUACUGAAAUGAUUGAGCAUCCUACUUGGAGGUCAUUGGUCUACAAACUGGCUGAAGAAUAUCCUGACUGUCUUAUGCUGAAUUUUACUAUCAAGUUGAUAUCUGACGCGGGAUUUCAAGGCGAAAUUACAAGUAUAUCUACUGCUGCGCAGCAAAUUGAAGUGUUUUCUAGGAUUCUAAAGACAUCAGUUGGCCAGUACUCUGAGAGCAAUGACGACGAUAGACAAAAGCACAUUCAAGAAUGCGCUCGGAUGAUUUGUCAUGGUCAACAUACCUUCGUGUACAGCGAAGUACUGCUAAAUGUUUUGUCUCAAGAACCUAAAGGAGGCCCGUCAAUCAAGAGGCUAUCCCAAGAAAUUACCCGUCACGCGAUUCAAUCGGGUCACAACGUCACAGCCAUCAUUAUGGGUCUUAAUGGUUCAGCUGCACAUCCGCGCGCCAGUCAAGCUUUAUCCUCAAUGUUGUCUCGCAACGCUUUAAAUCCCGCUGACAUCACCAACUUGUAUAAGCUGUACUCGGCAGCUGAUCCCCCACCGGUGGAAUUGAUUCGUUUACCACAGUUCAUGGAGUUACUUCUUGAUUCCUUGUUCAAGCCUGGAGUCAAGCUAAAUCCUGAGCAUAAAUCGAAAUACAAUUAUCUUCUCGCUUACGCUGCUAGCGUGGCUGAGGUGUAUAAAAAGAACCAAAGGAAAAACACCAAUCGAGAUGAACUAAAAGCCACGAUGCAGGCUCUUGAGAAGGCUCAUCAAGUAUGUACCACAGCAAAAGGCUCGACUGAACUGAUAGCUGAGCUCGGAACUCUGUAUCAAUACAUCCGCUUUCCUGUUGUCUCUAUGGGCGUAUUUCGCUGGGUUGAAGCAACUGUGCUUGAACCUUCCUACUUUAAACUGAGCACUGAACAUACUCCUGUUCACCUGGCUCUACUGGAUGAAGUAGCUGCUGUGAAUCCUUUACUCCAUCCAAACAUUCUUGACUUGUUGGUUCGGCUCUUUGAGUCGAGACAGGACGAGUUAGAAAUUCUUGUUCAACUUGAAAUGCGUAAAAUGUUGCUUGAUCGUAUGGUCAAUCUGUUGACGCGUGGUUAUGUCGUACCUAUUGUCAAGUACAUCAAACAAUGCUGGCAAAGAGGCGACACCGAUAUUUCACUAAUUCGGUACUUUGUAACGGAGGUACUCGAGUCAAUUGCACCACCAUAUACAUCCGAAUUUGUCCAACUCUUUCUACCAAUGGUUGAAAACGAAGAAAUUACUGGAACAAUGCGUGGCGAUGGUGACAGUGAUCUUGUCUCAGAUUUCAUAGUGUAUUGUAAAGCCAACUACGUCGUCGUGUCCUAACAUAUUACAUAUCGUCCAAGAAGAUGUUUGUUUCCGAUUAUCGUAGCAAUUUUACUCGAUACGGAUGUGACUUGUUAAAUUUUUCUUUCUUUUCUUUUUUUUUUUUUGUGUGCUCAAAAAAUAAAUUGACUGAAAUUGCUGAUGA